Molecule: messenger RNA, 3735 nt
Organism: Bombus pyrosoma
Lineage: Eukaryota; Metazoa; Arthropoda; Insecta; Hymenoptera; Apidae
Gene: elgi
Product: E3 ubiquitin-protein ligase NRDP1
Exons: 3
Coding region: 910-1776 (288 amino acids)
Biological process (GO): regulation of canonical NF-kappaB signal transduction; tumor necrosis factor-mediated signaling pathway; positive regulation of JNK cascade
Cellular component (GO): plasma membrane signaling receptor complex
Molecular function (GO): metal ion binding; ubiquitin protein ligase activity
Source: RefSeq, a predicted model, not a curated record
AUGUGAAAUAAGUUAAUGUUUGGUCGAUAUAUAACCGAUUUAUAAUUUAUUAAUGUUACGUACGAUUUUAUAAGAUUUAAUAAAUCCAUAAUCUUGCAUUACUUGUUUUUUUGUUACGAUUAAUUUAAUCACAUUUCAUUGAAACUGUGAUCCUCGAAAUUUGCCGCAUUGAAAAAGCGAGUUUGCUUCUGUAACCGAACGAAAGGUUCGAUCCAGCUCUAUGGUGAUUUAUAAUAAUGAAUAAUCGUAUAUCGUGAAAUCAUCAAAUUUCAGGCAAAUAAAACCGUAAUACGCAUUGAUACUGUGAUACAUUUACAUUAAUUGCAAGUGACUAUUGUCAUGUUGCGUGAUGCUUGUGGAAAGUAACGGUAUACUUCUGAAGCUUUCACGUCGUACGCCAUCGAAUUUCUGAUUCUGGAUUCUGGAUCCACAGUUUUACAGGAGAGGCUCGUCGCUACAUACAAAGACGAGUUACUGUACUUAGUUCACAUUAUGGGGUUCGAUGUGAACCGCUUUCAGGGCGAAGUUGAUGAGGAACUUGUUUGUCCGAUAUGCUCUGGUGUUCUGGAGGAUCCUGUCCAGUACGACCAUCUGAUGAUUGUUUUCACACACCGUAUUAUUUACGACGAUCGGAUAAAUGGAAAGUAUUCCUUAAAAUUUGAUAUUAAUUUUAUAAUAUCAGUCACUUGUAUUUUUUGUAAUUUUCGUUCUGUCAAAGUGUUUAUAACUGUUAUCAGUUUCGGGUCGCUUCCGUUUCUCUUUUAAUGAAUAAGAUUAACAUAUAUAAUCAUAUUCUGUACAUUUUUGUAAGUGUUUAGGACAUUAUUUAGUAUUCAUUAUAUAUUUUUAUAUAUAGUACUAAGUCUUAUAAAGUAUGUAGUUUGGCUUAAAGACUGGUAGGUGAGCAAUAUGUUGCAGGCACCUGUAUGUGAACAUGCCUUUUGUCGUACAUGCAUUAAUGAAUGGAUAAAUAGACAGCCCACCUGUCCGUUGGAUCGUACACCAAUUACAUCUGCUCAGCUUAGAGCAGUUCCAAGAAUUCUUCGGAAUCUGUUGGCCCGCCUUUGUAUUAGUUGUGAUAACAUUGUGUACGGAUGUCAAGUAAUAGUUAAGCUUGAUAGUUUAGUGUCACACUUGGAGCAAUGUGAAUAUAAUCCCAAGAGACCGAUGCUUUGUGAGCAAGGAUGUAGUCUUAUUAUUCCUAAAAAUGAGCUAAAAGAUCACAAUUGUGUGAGAGAACUCAGAAAUAUUAUACAUUCGCAACAACAAAAGCUUGCUGAUAUGAAACGUGAAUUAGGUGAACAACAACUUCAAAUAAAUGAACACAAGAGGGAAAUACAUCUUUUAAAAGACUUUAUGAGAGCAUUGAGAGUUUCAAAUCCAGCAAUGCGCGCUAUAGCUGAUCAAAUGGAAAGAGACGAAGUCGUAAGAUGGUCUGCUACCCUUCCUAGAGCAAGAGUAACAAGAUGGGGAGGAAUGAUUUCCACCCCGGAUGAACUGUUGCAGACGAUGAUAAAGAGAACUUUAUCGGAAUAUAAUUGUCCGCCUCAUGUAAUCGACGAGUUAAUGGAAAAUUGUCACGAAAGGAAAUGGCCUCCAGGCUUAAACUCCCUAGAAACCAGACAGAAUUCCAGAAGGCAAUAUGACAAUUAUGUUUGUAAAAGAGUCCCUGGUAAACAAGCAGUGCUAGUUCUUUAUUGUGAUAAUACUCAUAUGCCGGAAGACAUGAUGGUUGAACCUGGACUAGUGAUGAUUUUUGCACAUGGCAUAGAAUAAAAUCUCACACCAAUGUACUGUGCAUGCCCAGAUAAUUUGAUGUUCAUCUAUUCUGUUGUUUGUUAUAUUCACUGUGACUAACUUUCAAGGUGCAUGGAAUAUCUUCGUACUUAUGUGCAAAUAUUGGGAUAUUUGCAUAAUUCAUCUUGCAAUUACUGCAGGAUAUCUUUCAAAAUGUACUGAAAAGAACAAACGACAUGCCUUUUGUGAUAAACAAUUGUACAGACGCAAUUGCCACAUACAAAAAUCUAAUUGAAUGUCUGGAUCAUUACACUGUGAUAUACUAUUUCAUUGAGAAUGUUCCUGAAAUUGCAUGAUAAAUAGUAAAUCAUUUUUAGUUAUUCUAAGUAAUCUCAUGUACAUUUCUAUAAAAUCCAUUCUUUGUUUAACAUCUGAUAAAUCAACUAUUUGUCAACUAUUUCAGGGAAUUUUUUACGUAUAUAGAAGUCUUUAAGUGUUUUAUGAUAAUGCUUUAGACAAGUAAGAAACAAAAAGUAUAGAAAUUAUCGAUAUGGUAAUUGCUACUAUUAAGAUCUAAAUGUGUUCUAAAAGAUUGAUAUCAAAUGUCAGAAUGAAGAAUAAUUUCUUCUCUUCUCUCAACAUUAUUUAUAUGAUUUUAAUAAAACAUCUAAAAGUGCGUACGAUGAAAUAAACAUGCUAUACAACGAUCGCUUAAAUAAAUUAUUAUACUCUGAGCGAACACGGUCGUAUACAUAUGUCGUUUACAACUUACAAGAUAAGAAUGCUAUUUUCACAGAAUAAUUCACAGAUAAUAGUUUAAACUAACGCGGUGUACGAUACUUAACAGUUUCGAAUUUCCUUAGUAUUGUUCUCUUUUGAAAUUGAUUUUGUAAUAACCAGUGUAUGAAGAGCAUUCGAUCCCUUAGCUAUUUUUAAAUAAAUACAUAAUAAAAUUUUAGUUUCUUGUCUUUGCACAAAUAUUUACAAAAUAAGAUAGUUUCCUAAAUUACGUUAUCUACCAUCGAAUGUAAGACCUUUGUAUAACUCAGCUUCUCAUCUCGUUGCAUUUAUCUUUCGAUACGGCAAGAAAUAUUGCAUAUUUUGCUUUGGACAUUUAGCGUGUCAAUCAUGAGUUAUGUUUACAUAUAAAUUCUUUUUACCCUCUAUUUACAUAACACAUUUUCCAAUAGCCUAAAAAACUUACGAUUUCAAUACAUUGAGUAAUAUAAGUGAUCAGCAUAUCCUUUAAUCAUUUUGUAAUAAAACUUUCGAUUUCCACGGAAUCUUUCUCUUUUUACUUUUUAUAUAUUUAAUCAUUAAAUCCGAACACUGAAGAAAAAAAACAUAUUAUAAAAUAAGAAUAUAAUACGCUGAAGUAUCUUUACAAUACAUUAACGUUUUACACGGUCAACGCUCAAUGGAUUAAAUGUUGAAAAUCAUUCUUUUCUCAGUCACCUUCAACGUGUGUACUCAGAGAUUGUGAGCAAUUUUACAUACAGUUUGAUAGUUGUCAUAAUAAAUUUCGUUUUACGUAUUUCAAGUCAUUUGAUAUAGUAUCGUUUAUUUGAUAGCAUGUUCGCGCGUAUUACAAUGCUAUAGAAUCUUCGGGCUUCACUGUCGGUAUAUCGUCGAGGAGAGAAUGCGAGAAAAUUUAAAUGGCGAAUUAAAGGGAGCACAUUGCAUUCUCUGUUAUAUUCGAGUUACUUAAAGAAUAGAAAAAAUUAUUUUGCAUAUAUAUUUUUUAAUCAUGUUACUUUCUUUAUUUAGCGUCUUCAUUUUUCUAAAUGUCUUUAUGUUUACAGAAAAGUCACAAAGCUUUUUUAUCAAUAGCGCAGAACUUUUUAUAACUUUCAUUAUGGUAUAAAAUAGUUUUCUUUGGUUGUGUAUUACAAUACGUUCUGUAUAAGUAUAUCGUUAUUACUUCGUUUUCUUCCUUUUCUUUUUUCCUUUUUCUUUUUUCUUUUUUUUUUUUUUUUUUUUUUUUUUUUUUUUUUUUUU